ACCGCCCACAUUGUUCCUGUUCCUGAGAUUCACUUAGUUUGUACUUACCUUCCAAUCGUACGUCCAUGGUGAUUUGAAAUAAGGCUACAUUCCCCGCAAAAAGAACUUGACGGUCUUUCGCGCCGCGACUCUUAUAUAUUACUGCGCCUUCAUUAUUUGAGGCUGGUCCCUACACGAUGUCGCAAAGAAAUUCGUGGAAGGAUUACGGAAAAAAGGGCUUCGGCUUCGGGAAGAAGGGGUUUGACAAGGCCUGGCAGGCUUUGGAUAAGCUAGGCGCUCCCGUGAAUCGGCUCUCGAACCGAGUGGGCGCAGAGGCAUUUUGGCCUACUACGCUCGAUAAAGAGAGCGACAAGGCCGCUCGUAUUCUAAGAAGCUUCUGCAAAGAUGGGUUUUAUGAUCAGAUCGAUGCCGAUGCCGCAGCCAAAGCUGCGCAGGAGAAGGAGGUUAUCGAAGGGAAACAAAAAAUCGAUAAACCGAUAGGUAAGCAACGGGUAUUAGUAAAAAUCCCGACGGAAGUGAUCAAGAAAGCAAAGGGUAUCGCCAUAUUCACAACCAUGCGCACUGGUCUUUGGUUCAGUGGUGCUGGUGGCAGUGGAGUCCUGUUGGCUCGCGUACCAGAGACUGGCGAAUGGAGUCCGCCUUCUGGUAUAUUAUUGCACACCGCUGCUAUCGGGUUCCUGGUUGGUGUCGAUAUCUACGAUUGUGUCGUUAUAAUCAAUACAUAUGAGGCUCUCGAAGGGUUCAAGAAACUACGAGCGACACUUGGUGGAGAACUCAGCGCAACAGCUGGUCCCGUUGGAGCCGGAGGCAUCCUCGAUAGCGAAGUGCACAAACGACAAGCACCAAUCUGGACCUACAUGAAGAGUCGAGGUCUUUACGCAGGUGUACAGGUUGACGGAACGAUUAUUGUUGAAAGGACAGAUGAGAAUGCUCGUUUCUACGGACGGAAAAUAUCAGCACAUGAGAUUUUGGCCGGCAAGAUUACACAUCCACCUGAUUCCAUUCGAACUCUAAUGCGGACACUCAAGGCUGCGCAAGGCGAUCAGGACGUGAGCGAAAGCGAGUUACCACCCGCUGGAGAGGCCCCUGCUGAUCACAUCAUCAUCCACGAGAACGAGUCUGGUUUUGGUGUACCGGCUGCCGAUGAUCCUGACCCAUACGGAGUACAUGCUUUGGAAGAGCAAGGCAUGUUCAUACGUGAAGCGGGAACGCACAACCGGCCAAGUCAAGAGGUCUUUGAAUUCCGCCCUAGUCCUUCAAGUCCAAUUUAUAACUCAUUUGUUAGACAAAGCAUUGAUUCGUCACCGCGACAGAGUUGGCGAGCCAAAGAUACCCCCCCGGCCCAGCCGCCUCGUUCAGCCAGUGUUGCUUCGUCUCGCAGUCUUCGAGAUACUGCAGAAUCGCCCAUUGAGAAUCCUUGGGACACACCUGAUACUUCGGAAGAUCAUGAUGUUCAAUCUGAUAGCAAUGAUUUUGAAAUUCACGAUGCAAGCAACGCCACAGUUGCUAAAUCUGAGCGUCCCCAGUCAGUGCUCUCUAAUCCAUCAGACGAGAGCUCUUCAGCUGCGAACUUCUCGCGGCCUCGACUAGUCACAAUUCCCAAACGAAUUCCACCUGCCCUUCCUCCUCGAAACCCUGUCCGCAGACGUGGAUCGCAAUCCACUCAGGGUUCGGUCGUCGCUGGCCCUACGUCUCCCUCUAACUCCACACAUGGGGAAGCUCCAGCGGCCAUUGACUCCUCUGCUAACGGCGAUAAGCAUGAUCUUAAAGAGGUAGUACGGGAAGAUUCCAAAGAAGUGCAUGUUUCUCCUGAACCGGCGGUUGACGAGGAGAUCCCAGCUGUGGAAAAGGAUGAAUUUCAUUCAACAUCAACAUCACCUACGGAGGAGCUUAAAAGUCUAGAAUUUAACGAAGCCAAGCACGAAAUCAAGGAUCAGGUGAAAGAGGAUGCUAAAGAAGAAGCUAAGGAAUCGAAUGCAGAAGCGGAAAAGACGACAUGA
Messenger RNA from Talaromyces stipitatus ATCC 10500, 2000 nucleotides. RefSeq names its product DUF500 domain protein. Gene Ontology annotation, molecular function: phosphatidylinositol binding. NCBI's taxonomy places the organism in Eukaryota, Fungi, Ascomycota, Eurotiomycetes, Eurotiales, Trichocomaceae. Bases 177 to 2000 code for a protein of 607 amino acids. The transcript has 4 exons. The record is from RefSeq and is a predicted model, not a curated record.